UCUUAAAAAGCAUGUUCUUUUCGGCCACAUCAAAAAAUUUCUGUUUACAUUUUUCUUGGAUGCAGGAGUAAGAAGACGACUGUGAUUUUCAAAAUUUCUCAAUAGAGAGCAAAGAGGACCCAGCUUUUGUAAGUGAAUACAAUUAUUUUCCCCGAUCAUACUUUCAAACUGCUGCUAAAAAUCUUCGCCGUCUCGCUUAUGAUCACCCAUUCCCUACAUUUGUAGAAUGUUCACGUAGACACGCUCUUCGUUCUUUGAACGUUACGCCCGAAUACGUAACAGGACGAAUUUACGUUAGAGGUCACCCGUCUGGUGUUUUCCUCUCCUAUCGCAUUUUCGAGUAUAUUGUUAAAAAGGCGCAUAUUUGCAAUGCGAGAGCGAUAUUACCUGCCAUCGACAAAAUCAGCCAUAGUUAUCCACCUAACGAAGCUUACCGUUCAGCAUACGUGACGAUACAAAACCAACUUAGUCUCAUUUCCGUCACGCGCACGAUGCAAAGAACUUCGCGAGGGGCGAGCGUGACGGGGCGGACUCCAAGAUGUACGGCGGCGUGAUGGUUUCCGCGGCGGACAACGUCACAUUCAUCGCGCUCAUCCUGACCUACACGGCGCCGCUGUUCGACCGGAAACCACUAAACCGGAAAUCGCGACUCUGCACCGGGUCGAUUCUGUCCCCGGACUGGGUCAUCACCGCGGCGCACUGCGUCAUGCGGAACGACGAUCCCCCCGUCCCGAAACUCUCCCAGAUCACCCUGGGGUUCCACCGAAAGUACAAGACACGGGCGAGCAAGAUCCACAUCCACCCGAACUACACCCACAAGGGCGGUGCGGACAUCGCCCUCCUCAUGACCGAGGCCCGGCUACCAUUGGGCACCGAGAGCGGCCUGACUGCUCUGGGGCUCCCGGCGAUGAAGUUCGCGGGCUCCAGGAAGCCGUGCACCAUCUAUGGCUACGGCGAGAAGAACAGCUACGAUUCCUUGUCGAUAGUCACCCUCUCCAAGAUCACGGUCUCGCCCAUGAGCGCCAACGACUGCCCCAAGAUCUUCGUCUACCAGAUGGACCCGAUCUGCUACAUCGCCCACGGUGGGGUCGGUCCCUGUAUGGGUGACUCCGGCGGCCCCCUACUCUGCUCCAACGAGAUCCUAGCUGGGAUCCUGUCCCGCGGGCUGUUUCAUACCAAGUGCGGACGUGGGCACCCUCUGAUUCUCUACGAGGACAUCUAUGUUUUUAAGGCGUGGAUCGUGAACACCAUCCGACCGACCGAGAAGAUGACGAGGUAUUUUCUGGCGCCGACUGAUGCGGUCGCCUCUACACGCUCGAAUCCGGUCAUUGUAAUUUCAGUGCUGAUGAUAUUUUAUGUCUUCCCAUCGUUUUUAGCCAAUAAUCUAUUUAUUGAAUCUCCUUCGUAUGGAGUUUCAGUAGCGUAGUCAAAAUGAUGAUAUGGACUGCAUUUUGCAAUGUGGAACUAUAAAUUCUGGCUCUUCCGGAAAUACACUUAUGUGCAUAGGGAAACUAAUGGCACAUACGUUGUUUUUAAACCGGGCUAGAAUGUAUAGUUCCAAAUUGCUAAAUGCAGUCCAUAUGAUCUAUGUGAAAAUCCAUGGCCUGAUAGUUCAUAUCCGGAGACUUUAUUUGGACUAUAUUUUGCAAUUAGGACCUAAACUUUUUUGCUCAUUCGUAAAAACAGUUAUGUGCACACAGGAGUAAUAUUACAUACGUUGUUAUUGAACUGAGCCAAAAAUCUUAGUUCUUAAUUUCAAAAUUUGGUCAAUUUAAUGGUCUGAAAAAUGAUAUCCGGGGUAUCAGUCUAACAACCCUGGUAGAAAUGAGUCGUAUGAGCCUUUAGAAUCGCUGGAA
Molecule: messenger RNA, 1856 nt
Organism: Bemisia tabaci
Lineage: Eukaryota; Metazoa; Arthropoda; Insecta; Hemiptera; Aleyrodidae
Product: trypsin
Biological process (GO): proteolysis
Molecular function (GO): serine-type endopeptidase activity
Source: RefSeq, a predicted model, not a curated record